AUGACAGUACGAGUGGCUGAUGGGGGCUCUAUUCUCUGCUCUGCCGAAGUCAGCAGCGCUGAAUGGUCAGUUCAAGGCUACACUUUCCACUCUACUUUGCGCAUCCUGCAGUUGGGCUCUUAUGACAUGAUUAUCGGUAUGGAUUGGUUAGAGGCCUUCUCACCCAUGAGGGUUGAUUGGCAACACAAAUGGAUGAGCAUUCCUUAUGGCCAGCACCAUGUUGUCCUUCAGGGCCUGUUGCCAGAUUCAGUUCAGCCUUCUAUCAUGCAACUUUGUCACAUUGCUGCUGCUGCACCUUCACCAGCCCCUCCUGAGCUUCCUCCAGCCAUCCAGCAUCUCAUUGAAGACUUUUCUGAGCUGAUCCAAGAACCAUCUGAACUGCCACCUCGCCGUCAAUGCGACCAUCAUAUUCCCUUGGUUCCCGGUGCUCCCCCAGUGGCUCUCCAUCAAUACCGUUACAAGCCGGCGCUCAAGGAUGAGAUUGAAAAACAAGUUUCAGAGAUGCUGCAAUCAGGCAUGAUCCGUUUCAGGGAAGGGUCAUCCAGGAAAAACGUCAUCAUGGCAGCAAGAAUUUGCAAGAACAAAAAGACUUGUGGUCGGGUUCAGGAAGCCAUCAUGAAGCCUGUGAAAGUUCUCGACCGCAGAAACAAACCAAAUGAGAAGAGGCACCCUCCAAGACUAGAUGAUGACCUAUAUCGCUUAGAGGAGAUUGCCAGGGAUGGAGCUUACCACAGGAGGCUUCAGGAGGUGCAAAUCUAUAAAGUGGGGGGCUUCUUGAAGGCUUUGAAUGAGGACUCCAACAAGCUUCGUGCGAUCCUCAAGAUGGAAAAUCAGCAAAAUGCUUGGUCAAAACUGACUGAGCAUGCUAGGGAGUGUGUUCUCGAAGAUCGGCAAGAACUCAAAUGGUACCACAGUAAAGAGGGCAACGUUGUGCUUUUCUUUAAUUGCGUGCAUGAGCUUGUCGGAGCAGCAUUCCCACAUGAGUAUGUUGCAUGCCAAAGAUUUAACACAGCUCAGAAGGCUUUAGUGAAGAAAUGGAGAUUGCAUGCAUAUGAAAAACUGAAGGGCAUUUCACCUGAUUUUGUAAUGAAAGGCAAUUUUCCUGAGCCAGUCUCUUCAAGCACAGAUGUUGCUGCUGCACCUUCUGUUCUAGCAGUGGGUGCAUCACAACAAGUUUUCUCUACUAAUCAGCUUGCAUAUCAAGGAACUGGAGCAGCUGAAUAUUUGGCCCACAAUGAACAUGUAAUGGGACAAAUUUCCCCAGUGGCAAACUGUGGUCCCACCAUUCAUAAUAAUGGUCCAAACACACACUAUUACCAAGGAACUGGAACAGCUGAAAAUUUGCCCCAGGGCGAGCAUGGAACACCUUACCCAAUUGCAGACUGUGGUCCCAUUGUUGCCGAUCCUGAUUAUCUAAACACACUUUAUUGCCAAGGCCAAGGAAUUCCACUGCAUAGUCAGCAGCAAGUAAUUUCACCUUGGCCUCAAAACCCCCAAGGCAUGAUGGACUUUGCUUGCCCAAUUGAGUUGGCGGGCAUGAACUUUGACCUGUAUCAGGACUCAGGUGCAUCAACCUCUGCUCAAGCUCAACUUAUGUUUGGGCCACGUAACCCUACUCAACCUGAAUCAACCAGCCCUGCUGCUGCACCGCCAUGGAUGCCAUCAAUGGCUGAGCACGAUCAGGGACCCAGCUGCUCUGGAUUUCCAGGAUCAGGUCACCCCAACGACUUCCAGUAA
This is a messenger RNA of Miscanthus lutarioriparius, 1737 nucleotides long. Lineage: Eukaryota; Viridiplantae; Streptophyta; Magnoliopsida; Poales; Poaceae. The record is from the annotation of a GenBank genome assembly.